CAAGGGACGUUGGAUAUAUUGAGCCAAACAGUGGCUUCACCUGGCCUGCCACGCAUUGCCGAAUUCAAAACAGCCAUUCGAGUCUUUCGCCAUGCACGACAGGCCUUUAUAUGGUCAACGACAAACUCGCCUGCAGAAUCCGGAAUUUGCAUUCCUGUCGGCUUGUCAUACUACCAAGUGGGCGUUCUGUCAAUUCCCGAUGAGUCGAUUCAUCUCGCUGCGGUAAUGCAGUUCUCCGGAUUUCGCAGUGUGGUUGGAUCUAUGUGGCCCGUUGACGAUGAUGUUGCAGGCUAG
Suillus subaureus is the source of this 294-nucleotide messenger RNA. RefSeq lists its product as uncharacterized. The transcript has a single exon. Lineage: Eukaryota; Fungi; Basidiomycota; Agaricomycetes; Boletales; Suillaceae. The record is from RefSeq and is a predicted model, not a curated record. The annotation marks the transcript as partial.